AUGCCUAAUCUAACUGAGCAACCACCGAAGCAGCACAAUGUACUGAAAGUCGAGUGCAAUGGGGGUGGACGGUUGAAACUGGUGCACGAACAUGAAAGAUCCUGGGGAACCAAAGUCAACGGUAGCUUCACGGGACUGCUUGGAAUAAUUACGCGGGAGGAAGCUGAUGUUUUCGUGGGACCCGUGCAAGCAACGCUUGAGAGGAUCAGUGGCGGAGACAUGACACCCGCGUACUUGCACACAGACCUACGUCUCAUGACGAAGAAACCCUUGAAAUACGUAGAUCCUUUUAGCUUCGCAAGGUCACUCAACGUCGAUGUGUGGGUCAUCCUGUUAGUAGCACUGAUACUGGUGGCAGCGUUCUUGACAAUACUGCAAGUAUCAAUCACCGAAAGACAGGGAGGAUUGCGCAUGAGAUCUAGGUUCGGUGCUAACGUUUGGCUCUGCUACACAUGCUUCUUUGCAUCCUGUGGACGACCGCAGAAUUUCAAGGUCCGGGAACGUUUCUUGUUAGGGAGCUGGAGUCUGGCAGUCGUGGUGGUUGGAAGUACCCUGAGCAGCCGGCUAGUGAGCACGAUGCUCGUGAAGAAUACGGAAGAUCACGUUGAGGAGCUCGAAGAUGUUUUGCGAUUUCCCAAUUUGAAGAUACUCGUUCAGAAAAACACAAGGUUCGAGGAAUUUGUCACGAAGCCACAAACACGGCUAUUUCGUGAACUGCGAAAGCGACUGGAAGCCAUGGAAGACUCUAUCAGGCCUGGACCCCAACAAGAUGCCUUCUUUGACAAAGCAGAGCAAGGCAGUCACGUUAUUAUACACGAAACCUUCUUUCAAGAUGCUGCUCUGGCACAGCGGUAUUCCCGCAGAGGACACUGCAGUUUUCGCAAACCGCCGCCUGUAUUGGCCUUGCAGCCUGUGGGCAUGCUACUGCGGAAAACACUGGACGAAUCCAUCAAGAAAACCAUCGCAAUGCAGUGCCGCAGAAUGGCUGAAAUGCAGUUACAACGUCGUCCUAUGGAACCCUUCAUCGUGAAUGCAUCCAAGUGCUACCAGGAAGAUGCGGGGUCCGUCUACGCGUUCCGGCUGGACGAGCUACAAGGCGCCUUUCUCCUGUGGACCCUUGGAAGCCUAGCUGCAAUUUUUGUUUUAUGCGCGGAGUUGUCUAUUUACGCUGCAAGAAAAUCCAUACUGUCUCGGAAAACCUCACAUGUAAAGACCCUUGAGAGCAAACGUGCUGCCAUGCACAGCAGUGGACUGUAAGAGAUAUAUACCCUUAUGCGGCCCUUAUAUAUACCCUCAUUUCAAAUAAGCGCCUCCUGUUCGUGGUAGGUACAACAAAAGACUCUCGGUGGUGUGUUUUAGGUCAUUAUUUGCUCUCGUUCCUUAUUCAAAGUGCACCCAAGUGACUAUACAAGUGGCGUUCCCCUCUCGUUUCGGGAGUGUGAAGCUUACGGCCGUGUCAUUAAACGAUCUUCGA
Ornithodoros turicata is the source of this 1474-nucleotide messenger RNA. Its product is annotated as probable glutamate receptor. The transcript has 7 exons. Gene Ontology annotation, cellular component: plasma membrane. The record is from RefSeq and is a predicted model, not a curated record. NCBI's taxonomy places the organism in Eukaryota, Metazoa, Arthropoda, Arachnida, Ixodida, Argasidae. Bases 1 to 1257 code for a protein of 418 amino acids. Gene Ontology annotation, molecular function: signaling receptor activity; ligand-gated monoatomic ion channel activity.